CCGGCUUCCUUCUCAUUUUACCAGUCAGGUGUAUUUACUGCGCUUCCCUGCGUCUUGUAAACACUAGAUAUAUUACAUAUCUGUGUGGAUAUUUUUGUCUCAGCAAAGUGCUGCUCAUUUGCCGUCAGUGAGUUUUGUUUCGUCAUUUAUAUACAGCUUUUAUUCAUUGAUUCACUGAUGUCUUGAUUUGUCAUGUGGUUUGUCAUCAUAGUGCAAGGUAUUUUGAGGCCAUAUCUGGAUUGAUGCCCGGCAGAUUAAGAUGGAACUGUCUGAAUCUCUCACACACAAGAACGGGAGGCAGCGGAAGCCUGUGCUGCCCAACUCAGACAUGGGGGAAAGAGAGUCCAAGCUAGAAGUUGAGGGAGACGAAGAGGCUCUUCUUCCAAACUCCGACAGAGCCGAUAGACGAGCGCAAACACACAAAGGGAUUAAAGGAGAACUGGGCAAUGUGUCCCUGUUAUUGUUCCUGUAUGUGCUUCAGGGCAUUCCUUUAGGCUUGGCUGGAAGCAUCCCUCUCAUCAUGCAGAGUAAGAAUGUCAGCUAUAAAGACCAGGCCUAUUUCAGCUUCGUCUUUUGGCCCUUCAGUCUAAAACUGUUCUGGGCUCCUCUGGUGGACUCUGUGUAUCUCAAGCAGUUUGGGAGGAGGAAGUCCUGGCUGGUUCCUACUCAGUACCUGCUGGGUCUUUUUAUGCUGUAUCUAUCAUUAACGGUUGACUCCAUGCUUCAGAUGGAUGGACAGAAAGGGCCAGAUGUGAUCACUUUAACCGCAGUCUUCUUCUUGCUGGCUUUCCUCGCAGCCACGCAGGACAUUGCUGUUGAUGGCUGGGCUUUGACUAUGCUUUCCAGGGAGAAUGUGGGUUAUGCUUCCACUUGUAACUCUGUGGGUCAGACUGCAGGAUACUUCCUGGGAAAUGUGCUGUUUCUGGCUCUGGAGUCGGCUGAUUUCUGCAACAAGUAUUUGAGGUUUGAGCCUCAGGAACGGGGCAUUGUUACACUCUCAGAUUUCUUGUUUUUCUGGGGGAUUGUGUUCAUGGUGUCCACCACUCUGGUUGCUAUCCUGAAGAAGGAAAAUGGCAAACCCCAUCACGCUAAGAAGAAGCCCAGAGAGGAGACACAGGGUGUUAUGGAGACUUACAAACUUCUGUUCUCCAUCAUUAAAAUGCCCACCGUCUUUACAUUCUGUGCUCUGCUACUGACUGCUAAGGUGGGAUUCUCUGCUGCAGAUGCUGUGACGGGACUAAAGUUAGUGGAAGCUGGGGUUCCAAAAGAGCAGCUGGCCCUGCUGGCAGUCCCAAUGGUGCCUCUGCAGAUCCUGCUGCCUCUGGUUAUUAGUAAAUACACGGCCGGCCCACGUCCACUCGACAUUUUCUACAAGGCAUUUCCAUUUAGGUUAUUGAUUGGUCUAGAAUACGCUCUGCUGGUCUGGUGGACGCCAAGUGUCCGGCAGGAGGAGGGCUUCCCUGUCUAUUACUAUGCUGUUGUGCUUCUGAGCUAUGCAGUACAUCAGGUGGCACUGUACAGCAUGUAUGUUGCCUGCAUGGCCUUUCAUGCCAAGGUCAGUGACCCUGUGAUUGGGGGCACCUACAUGACCCUUCUGAACACUGUGACUAAUCUAGGAGGGAAUUGGCCCUCAACACUGGCUCUAUGGCUGGUAGACCCUCUCACCUCAAAAGAGUGUCACGGGGCCCCCGGACAGACGUGCGGCUCCAUUGAAGAAGCAGGACUCUGUGUGAGAGAAGGUGGUUCGUGUGUCACAUCAUUGGACGGUUACUAUGUGGAGUCUGUGGUGUGCGUUCUGAUUGGUCUCUGCUGGUGGAUCUUCUUCGGGAAAAGAAUGAAGCGCUUACAAGAAGAAAGUCCCUCAGCGUGGCAUUGCAGGGUUGCCAAAUAGCAAUCUCAGCUGAACUCUUCCUCUUGUUUUAAAGUUACUUCAUGCCUCUCUUUCCUUCUUUGAGUGACUGCUUGUUUUCAUCACACUACAGUGGCCCUGUAGAGAGGCUUUGAACUGAAAAUGGUAAACAUAGUGCUAGUAAAUUAUUAGCAAAUAUGUUCUAUUUUUCAGACUUUUAUUGUAAAAUUGAAGAACUAUAAAACCAGAAAUGGCUCUAGCUUAUGUGUACACGAAAUGGUUCAUGACUGAAAUGGCAUGACUCACUGUUCGGUUGCCUCUUGAAUACUUGAGUUCCUGUGCCUUUCGCAUUUCUGUUUCUAAUGCAAGCACCACCCUCAAAAACAAUCAGCCUUCCCUUAUCAUAAAUGAUAUAUGUAGGAUAAAGUAGUUUCAAAAUUCACUUAUCAGCUUUUUUCAAGAAAGACUAGAUUCUGAUUGAGCUUCUCUGGUGGGAUGUUAAUAAAGUGUUAAGCACACAGCAUCAUCAGUCAACCAAUUGAGAAUGAAACUGGUUGACGUUCUACUACUAAAAAUGGUUACAGCAGUUUUUAUUUUAAGUACGCCUACCUUUAAUGAAGGUAUCAGUUUAAAAAGCAACUUAUAAAAUAAUGGCCAGGAAAAAAUAACUUUGCCAUAUACUGCUUUUACUGUUAUUCCUGACUGUUUUAUUUGCUCUUUUUCCGUGCAUUUUAAAGGCCAGUGCUUUAUUGUCGUUUGAGUGUGUGUGACUGAUGUUUCAUGAAACGUUUUGGGGUAACAAAGUUUGUUCCCACAACCAAAACCCAUAUCAGCAAAAUUAGUUGUUAUAUUUUCUAUGAAGGAUUUAGACUUUUAAGGAACGAAGCCUAUAUUCUACCAGAGGAACUGCUGUUCAUGGUUGACGUGGAUGUUUAUCCAAUCACCGGCACUUUUACUACAAGUUGGUACUUAGUGAUUGUGGAAUGUCUAGAGAAUGAUUUCCCAAAAAAAGAUGAUUCUUUCAUUAAUUACAUUGUAUUUCUCAGUUUCUAUUUUUGAGUAAAUCAUCCCUUUAAAAUGC
Danio aesculapii is the source of this 2930-nucleotide messenger RNA. RefSeq names its product solute carrier family 33 member 1 (gene slc33a1). Gene Ontology annotation, cellular component: membrane. Gene Ontology annotation, molecular function: acetyl-CoA transmembrane transporter activity. The transcript has 7 exons. NCBI's taxonomy places the organism in Eukaryota, Metazoa, Chordata, Actinopteri, Cypriniformes, Danionidae. The coding region runs from base 260 to 1891 and encodes 543 amino acids. The record is from RefSeq and is a predicted model, not a curated record.